GCGCCGGAUGUUUUUUCGAGAGGGAAGAUUUGCUCCCUCUCUUUUCUGCCGUCUUUGGAGCCGGGUCACUGUACGGCCUCGGAAGAGGCCAUAUUUUCAUUAUGUCUGGAAGCUACUAUUUUGUAAUUGUAGGCCAUCAUGAUAAUCCUGUAUUUGAAAUGGAAUUUCUACCAGCUGGUAAAGUAGAAUCUAAGGAUGACCAUCGCCACCUGAAUCAGUUCAUAGCUCAUGCUGCUCUUGACCUAGUAGAUGAAAACAUGUGGCUGACAAAUAAUAUGUACCUGAAGACUGUGGAUAAAUUUAAUGAAUGGUUUGUUUCUGCCUUUGUCACUGCAGGCCAUAUGAGAUUUAUAAUGCUUCAUGAUGUAAGACAAGAAGAUGGAAUCAAAAACUUCUUUAGCGAUGUCUAUGAUCUGUAUAUAAAGUUUGCAAUGAAUCCUUUUUAUGAAGCUAAUUCUCCAAUUCGAUCCACUGCAUUUGACAGAAAGGUUCAGUUUCUUGGGAAGAAGCAUCUUUUAAGUUGAUUUAUUCCAUCUGUAACAUGACAUAAAAAGACUAUUGAAUGAAACAACAAAGUGUUUAAGAAGCUUAACGAAGCAAGAAAACUUCAGAAAUCCAAGUUUCUCCAUGAAAGCUGAUCACUUCAACUCUGUAUGUGUGUGUAUACACAUACAUAUAUACAUAUAUGUAGAUAUCAAAAUAAAUGCUAAUAUACGUCUUGUAUGUUUCAAGGACCAUCUGCAGCUCAUUUUGUAAAAUGAUAGAUAACACAGCCCACACUUUCUGUGAAGUUUUAUUGUAGAAGAGUUUCAGUUCAGGACUGUACAGUAUGAAGGGUUAUUAGAUAUCCAACUGUGAGUUGAAAAGAAGUAAUGGGGUGAGCAUGAAAAACUGUAGGUACUUCUAAUCAUGAACAAAGUGAAUUUGAUUUUAGUUUGAUAUAUUAUUAGAUAAGCUAAUAAAUGAAUGACAUUACAGAAGUGAUCUAGAGCACAUUUUCACAUACAACUUUUUGAAUACCACUUUCUCUUCCCUCUGUUAACAUACGUUAUUAGUAAAAGAAUGACUUCAGGCAAAAUGUCAUACCUUUAUGUAAAGCAGCGGUGGUCACUAGGUUCCUUGGCUCUACUCUUUCAGACACAUUAUAUAUUAUGAAGAAAUAAUACAUGAUUUUUAAUUUAGCACUGUCACUUUCCAAAAUGUAUUAAACUAAAAGCAAUCCAGUCAAGUUAAUAUAGUUACAGAGACAAUGAAGAUGUGAAAUCUGGUUUCAUUUAUUUCAGUUAAGACUGAGUAGUCUGAAAUCCUAAAAUUCGGUAUUGGUGAUAUUUCUACAAGCACAGCUUAUCCCAAAAGGAGUGACAAGGAGUGCAAGUGGCAAACUGCAAACUCUUGUGUUUAAAUAUUAAUUUACGUACUUAGGAAUACAGACCUGUUAAUUACUAUUACACAGCUUUCCAUUUUAGGAUGUUUCACUGCCUAAAAGCCCUGGACGGUGUAAUAGCAAAUGAAUUGCUGGGGAAUAAAGAUGCUAUUACAUUGUU
Molecule: messenger RNA, 1544 nt
Organism: Python bivittatus (Burmese python)
Lineage: Eukaryota; Metazoa; Chordata; Lepidosauria; Squamata; Pythonidae
Source: RefSeq, a predicted model, not a curated record